Messenger RNA from Soboliphyme baturini, 801 nucleotides. The record is from the annotation of a GenBank genome assembly. NCBI's taxonomy places the organism in Eukaryota, Metazoa, Nematoda, Enoplea, Dioctophymatida, Soboliphymatidae.
AUGUACCAAUGGAACCAUGGCCUGAAUGAAUACUUCAAAGGAAAAUCAGACGACGAUAUUCAGCGACUGUACGGCACGUUCCCUUCUGUUGAUCAAUCGCCAAGUCUUCCGGUGCAAUCUGCCAAGUCGCUAAUGCUACUGCCGCGGAAUUUUGACUCCAGAGAAAAAUGGCCUUACUGCAAGUCGAUGAGGCAAAUACGAGACCAGUCGAGCUGCGGCUCCUGCUGGGCUGUCUCAUCUGCAUCAGUUAUGUCGGACAGGGAGUGCACUGCGUCUUCCGGGCGUUUACAGCCGUACUUGUCUGAUGAAUACAUCAAUGCUUGUUGUCCAGGUUGCUUUGGGUGUCGAGGAGGAUGGCCUGAAUUAGCUUUCCGUUUCUGGGUGAAAAACGGUGUUCCGACAGGAGGACCUUAUGGUUCAGUCGACUCUUGCCAGCCUUACUCCAUUCAAUGCAAGAACUGUGUGGUAAAAACUCCUCGUUGUGAGCAGCACUGCAUCCCAACAUAUGCAAUUCCUUUGACAACGGACAAAUAUUAUGGCGAAAGUGCAUACAUCGUUCGCGGAGGUAUUCCAGCUUAUAUGGAAGAAAUUUUCAAAAACGGACCGGUCGUUGCGUCGUUUAAAACUUAUGAAGAUAUUCAUUAUUACAAAAGUGGAGUUUAUCAGCAUCUGUGGGGUAAGCGACGCGGCGCUCAUGCUGUCAGAGUGAUUGGCUGGGGUAUCGAAGAUGGCGUACCGUAUUGGCUUGUUACGAAUUCUUGGAAUACAACAUGGGGCGAGAAAGGUACGUUUAAAAAUUGA